CAACCAACCUACCAAACCAGAGCUAGCAUCCAUUCAGGAAGAGGUCCAGUUAGCCAGGCUAGCUAAGAAUCUUUAUAGUACAAAAAUGGCGUCGGUCAACCCGUUUAAUCUCAGUGACUCUGAGGAAGAGGCUGAACGGCGCCCCAAUGAGACAGUUGACACAGAGAGAAGCCCGAGUGACGGGGCUCCAGGGCCUCCGCACGGUAACCCUUUCUCUCCGUCCGCAGACACCGAGCCUCCGAUGCUGUCUAGCAACCGGACCAGCCCCGGCGGUGAGGGCUCGGUGUCGGUAGCGGUUACCUCCGCUAUGGCUGCCGAGACACGGAUAUCUGUGGACGGUAUCGCUGCACAGCUACUGCGGGACCAGUACAUCCUCACGGCCCUGGAGUUUCACACUGAACUGCUGGAGACUGGCAGAGAGCUCCCGAGGUUGAGGGAUUAUUUCUCUAACCCCGGCAACUUCGAGCGACAAAGCGGCACUCCGCCUUCCAAGGACCAGGUACUCGGACCUGGAGGACCCCUAAAUCGAGCCGGCAGCAUCAGCACCUUGGACUCUUUGGACUUUGCCCGUUACUCAGACGAUGGCAACCGAGACUCUGACGAGCGGGUAGUAGUGCUGGAGUUUGAGCUACGGAAAGCAAAGGAGACCAUUCAUGCUCUGCGCGCCAACUUGACUCAGGCAGCAGAAAGCGAAGUGCCCUCUCAGGAGAGAAAAAACUACAAGUCGAGCGCUGAAAUUCAGGAGUCUAUACGUCCGCUGGAGAAAAGAGCCUUAAACUUCCUUGUGAAUGAAUAUUUAUUAAAAAGUGAAUACAAGCUCUCGGCCAUCACCUUCUCUGAUGAAAAUGAUGAUCAGGACUUUGAGUUGUGGGAUGACGUUGGCCUCAACAUCCCAAAACCCCCGGACCUCUUACAGCUCUACAGGAACUGUGGGACCCCCCUCGCCUCUCCUCGGGACACGGCAGAUGUGUCAGUAGGGGUGGAGCUUACCGAUCUUCCAGGAAACUGCAUCGAUCCCCCAAAGAAGCCCGACCUCUCACAUCAGCAACAGACAGAAGUGGUCCAGGAGUUGGAAUACCAGAUAAGUCUCCUCAACACUGAGAAGCAGAGCCUAGCUGAGCAGAUCAAGAAGCUGCAGAGUGAGAUUCAAACACUGAAGAGGACAGUCUCCUACUCACCUCCGUCCUCUCUGGACCUGGGCUCCCAGAAAACAUCCAACCCCUUCUCAACAGACCCUCUCUCUGUGCCUCCUACAGAUAACGGCCAGUAUCUGGACAUCCGAGGGGAUUCAGUGCCUGAAACUAAACAGGACCCCCCAUCUGCUCAGAUCAUUUCACAGCCCCCCACACAGUCCCACAGCAAGCUAAAGAGUCGACCCCCCGUCAAGUUUGACCAGCCUAACAGGAAGUUGUCCCCGGCCUUCCAGCAAGCCCUGCUCUCCUUCUGCAGAAUGUGCACCGACAGUCGCCUGGGAGCAGAGGUGUCCCGUAUAGCCGACAGCGAGGAGAGCGUGAUGUUAAUGCUCGGCCGCUGCCUCCCUCACAUCGUCCCCAACGUCCUCCUCGCUAAACGAGAGGAGUUGAUCCCCCUCAUCUUGUGUACCGCCUGCCUUCACCCAGAGCCUAAAGAGAGAGACCAGCUCCUACACAUCCUCUUUAACCUGAUCAAGAGACCAGAUGAUGAGCAGAGACAAAUGAUCUUGACGGGGUGUGUUGCGUUCGCGAGGCACGUUGGUCCCACGCGUGUCGAGGCUGAACUACUUCCUCAGUGCUGGGAACAGAUAAAUCACAAAUAUCCAGAGAGGAGAUUGUUGGUGGCAGAGUCCUGCGGAGCCUUGGCACCAUACCUGCCUAGGGAGAUCCGUAGUUCCCUGGUUUUGUCCAUGUUGCAGCAGAUGCUCGCUGAGGAUAAGGCAGACAUGGUCAGAGAGGCUGUGGUCAAGAGUCUGGCUAUCAUCAUGGGUUACAUAGAUGACCCUGACAAGUACUCCCAAGGCUUUGAGCUGAUGCUGCUGUCUCUCGGGGACCCCUCAGAGCGGGUGGUCAGUGCCGUCCACCAGGUCUUUAUUCCUGCCUUCGCUGCCUGGACCACAGAGCUGGGCUCACUGCAAAAUACACUAAUCCCUUCUCUGUUGGCACGGAUAGAGAAACUACUUAUGCAAGGAGAGCAUGGUCUGGAUGAACACAAGUUGCACAUGUACCUGUCGGCGCUGCAGUCUCUAAUCCCUCCUCUGUUCGCCGUGGUCCUGCAGAACGCUCCCUUCACCAGCAGAGCACAACUCAACGGAGACAUACCUGCAAUAGAGGUGACCCGGUUUCCCAGGCCAGCUUCUCCCCUCCAGGAUGUGGCUACCAUCAUUGGCAGCAGGGAGAUGCUCAGUGCGCUGCUGCUGCUCUACGACUACCAGCUGGAGCAGGAGGGAACCACCGGGUGGGACAGCCUGCUCUGGGUGGUCAACCAACUGCUUCCACAGCUCAUAGAGAUCGUGGGUCGCAUCAACGUGUCUUCCCCGACCUGCGUACAUGAGUUCUCUCGAUUCUUCUGGAGGUUAUGUCGCACCUUCGGCAAGAUUUUCACCAACACUAAGGUCAAACCACAGUUCCAAGAGAUCCUCCGACUAUCUGAAGUUGAUGUUGAUACUUCUUCAGCGAACGAUAUUCUCUGCAAAGCCACGGUCCCCAUCUAUGCCACUGGAGUUCUGACGUGUUAUAAUCAGGAUGAGGAUCGCAAGUUGCUGGUGGGUUUCCUAGAGGAUGUCAUGACGACCCUGUCUCUGUCCCGUGCACCUCUGGACAGUUUAAAGGCCUCCUUUGUAGAGCUGGGCGCCAACCCAGUGUACCAUGAGCUGCUGCUCACUGUGCUGUGGUACGGGGUGGUGCACACCUCUGCACUGGUGCGCUGUACUGCAGCACGGAUGUUUGAGUUGGUUCUCCGAGGCAUGAGUGAAGCAUUAGUAGAUCGCCGUGCGGCUCCGGCCCUUAUUACUCUGUGCAGUGGGCCUGAAUUCUCAGUGAGGAUAUCCACUAUCCCUGCCUUUGGGACCAUCAUGGAGACGGUCACACAGAAAGAGCUGCUGGAGCGUGUCAAAAUGCAGCUGGCGUCCUUCCUGGAAGACCCUCAGUACCAGGACCAGCACUCUCUGCACAUAGAGAUCAUCCGGACCUUUGGAAGAGUCGGUCCUAACGCAGAGCCACGCUUCAGAGAUGAGUUCGUGUUGCCACAUCUUCACAAGCUGGCGUUGGCUAACAACAGCCAGACGACGGAGAUAAAGAGGAUCGACGUCGCCACGCAGCUGUUUGAGGCCUACAGCGCCCUCUCCUGCUGCUUUAUUUCUGAGGAGGUGAUGGUCAACCACUUCCUGCCGGGCCUCAGGUGUCUCCGGACUGACAUGGAACAACUCUCACCUGAGCAUGAGGGUAUUCUGAGUUCCAUGAUCAAAGAGUGUGAAAUCAAGAUUGAAAACAGAGGAAUGGCAGACGCACAAGGCUCAAUGUCCAUUGCCUCCAGUUUGGUGGGCGAGGAUGCCAAGACCAAGUUCCUGAGCAAGAUGGGUCAGCUGACCACGUCUGGAGCCAUGCUGGCCAACGUCUUCCAGAGGAAGAAGUGAUCUCUACACUGACGACCCCCUGCUGGCUUCGGGAGCUUUUCAUUCUACUGGAAAAAACAUUGGUUCAGCUUAAAGUAGACAUGUAUUGUUUUUUCAAUCUCAAGAAAUGAAGGUUUGCUGAAAGUUGUGUUGGUUUAAAAUCAGUGCAGCAAAUACUUAAAGCUGAAAAUCAAUGUUUUUUUGCAGUGAACGGUUUUCCCUCUGCUCAUAUUCUUCUACUUAAUCAUGGCGAUGGCAUCGUCCAGGACGAGGGAUUUGCUUUUAUGAAUCAGAGUUGUCAACAUUGUCAUUUCAGAAAGAGGAGAAGGACUGAAGGACAGUGUAGGGAUGCACCCAAAGUGAAGGGUUCCUGGACGUUUCUGGACUUGAAAGUAUGAAUUUAAGUUGAUUUCAGUGCAGUACUUCCUGUAUCAGAAGAGCUUCACUCAUCUCUGAGAAACUCUGAGCACGGCCUGCUGGAUUUAAUUUAGAAUUUCAAACGGCAGUUGUGCGAUAGAUGCACUGACUUGCAUUUGUUGUAGAAUAAUGAUUCUAAUUGACAACAAAACGGCUCUGCCUUGUACAGUGUAUCUGUACUACUCUGAAGUAUUGCAUACUUGAAGCUAUAAAUCUUAUGUCUUGCCUUUAUUUCAUCAGUCUGUCACUGUUUUUUUGUUUUGACAGGUUCUGUUUUAUAACUUAUUUAUGUCUUAAUGAAAAAAACCUUAUUCCAACUUCCAAAGAAAUUUGCACUUCACUUGUUCUUUAUUAUAUACACUAUAUAUAUAUUUGUUUUAAUUCAGAGUCUUAUACAUAAUGAACAUUAUCACUACUGUUGUUGGAUUUAUUUUAUCCGUUUUGGCAAUGUGAAGUUGAAGAGAACACUGACCUUGUUAUUCCCUCAGUCCGUUGCAUCUUGUCUGUGUUGCAGUGUCUCUGAUAUUUUUUUUUUUUUCUAAACUGGGUAUUUGGUUCUAUUUUUUGUUGUUCUUUUUCAAUAUGCUCUACGAGAAACGGUAAAUAACUGUAUCAUACACUGAACUAAAGAGGAUGGUACUCAUUAUGUAUAUUUGAAAUCGGUGUCAUGGUUUAAUAAAAAAUGGACAUGAGUUGUGUACUUAAA
Messenger RNA from Trematomus bernacchii (emerald rockcod), 4709 nucleotides. It is a transcript of the gene relch, whose product is annotated as RAB11 binding and LisH domain, coiled-coil and HEAT repeat containing. NCBI's taxonomy places the organism in Eukaryota, Metazoa, Chordata, Actinopteri, Perciformes, Nototheniidae. The coding region runs from base 86 to 3607 and encodes 1173 amino acids. Gene Ontology annotation, biological process: intracellular cholesterol transport. Gene Ontology annotation, cellular component: trans-Golgi network; recycling endosome. The record is from RefSeq and is a predicted model, not a curated record. The transcript has 30 exons. Gene Ontology annotation, molecular function: protein binding.